ACACAAUUUGGCUUGCAAUUGAGUGAGUAGAUCUGCAGUUGCUUCCAAUUUGCUUUGCCUAAUUAUUUCGAUUAUCAGCGUUCACUUUCUUCAAUUUCUUCCAUUGAACUUGCAGGAAAGAUUGGUCAAUCUCAUUGUUUACAAAGGAAUAGGCUUGCAAUUAAGCAAAUGUACUGGUGCUUGUAAUUACUUGGUUUAGUUUGGUCAUCAUCCUUAAUUUCUUCAAUUUUAUUUGUUAAACGGCAAUGCAAGGAACACUCGCCAUUUGCACUCUCCAACCAACACUUCCAUUUUCAUUGGGCCACGCUAUGUUCGUUGGGAGAGGUAAUCAUUUCAUAACUGAAGCAAGCUUACGUGGCCCAAUUAAAAAGCAUGUGUUGGCUGGAGAGUGGAGGAGGCGAGUGCCUCUGGUACUGCUCUUGUUGAUUUCUCCUGCAGUUCCUAAGCAUCUUCUAGGAAAUACAUCCUGCAAUUGCCUAGCUACUGCCUAUUUAAGUUGCUUCCUCUCCUUAGUUGGCUCAUCAGCUCCUCGCAUCAGAAAUUGAACCUGCUGCCACUUCUAAUAAUUUGCUUUGCUCUACCCAAAUUGGUUAUCACUGUCCAACUUUACCUAUUUCUUCUGCUUCAUGUAAGUAAACUACUAUGUAUCCAUAUCAUCAAGAUUCUGUUUAUAUGUAUCUCAGUAUUUCUUAUUAAAUAUUCAUGACCAUA
Rubroshorea leprosula is the source of this 711-nucleotide messenger RNA. The record is from the annotation of a GenBank genome assembly. Lineage: Eukaryota; Viridiplantae; Streptophyta; Magnoliopsida; Malvales; Dipterocarpaceae.